AUGUUCGCAGAUGAUUUGACAAUGUUAUCGCGCCUGAAAUCCGGGUUAGACAGGAUGCUAAAGACUGCAUGGGAAUACAGCCAAAAAUGGAGAUUUAAUUUUAGUGUUACGAAAACAGUUAUAUUAAUAUUUGGAGAGAGCCAGCAAGAACACGAAGCAAACAAUAGGUCGAGAGCUUGGAAACUUGGUUCCCAGAUUUUAUCUGAAAAGGGGUCGUGGUCAAAUCUCGGAAAACUUUGGCUUGCAAAUAGAGACAGUAAGGAAAUCGUUUCAAAAGCAACAUGUGCGGGUAGAGAAGUUUGUUUUAUGUUGAUGGCUGUUGGUACUCGCUACGGGGGAUUAAAUCCUAUGGUUUCGUCUAAUUUAUGGCGUAAGAUUGGCAUUCCAAAGUUCCUGUAUGGAUCAGAGCUCUGGCAGCUGAAAAUGAACAAUUAUAUUGAGUUAGAAAAGGUCCAAAAUAUCAUGGUCAGGAUCAUGCAGGGACUAUUACCAGGAACGUCUGGGUCUGCGGCACGGGGACUUCUCGGCUUACUUUCAGUUGAAGCGGAGAUAGAUAAGCGAAAAUUGUAUUUUCUGGGAAGAUUGAUAAACAUGGGUGCCGGUGCACCAUGCCGCCGUGUCUUCUUUAUCAGGUUACUAAGGUGGAAGUGGAACUGUGGCAAAAAAUUAACCGGAUUUGUGCCAGACAUUGUUGAAAUUCUCGCAAGGUACGACCUUUUGCAAGUUUUAAUCACUUAUAUUCUCACAAAUGAUUUCCCUAUAAAAACUCUGUGGAAAAAGACUGUCAAUAAACAUGUUCGAGAGCAAUAUGAUCGUGUUUGGCGAGAAAAGAUUAGUAAGAACAAUCAACUAUAUCUCUACUCUAAGGUUCAUACAAAGAAUGAAGUUUCUCAUUGGUGGAUAAUAGCAAGAAAGAAUCCAUCCUUCAUGAAGGAGAUUAAUAACGUCAUAAGACUAAUUUGUGGCUCAUACAAGGUCAGGGGGAAGCGUGUGGAUCAUCCUAAUACGUACAUUGACUAUUGUGACUCAUGCAAUCGUAACUAUUUAAAUCCUGUUAAUCAUGCUCUGUCUUAUUGCUUAGGUUCGCAAAACGAGCGUGAACUAUUGUGGGACUGGGUAAACGAUAAUCUUCCUUUAGAGGUUGCUGUUUAUUUAGCAACAUUAUCGGACACAGAUUUUAUGCUUACUCUUUUAGGCUUACAAUCAGAAACUUUAUGCUUUGAUAUGGAACUGUGGACGUUAUAUUUGUUGCAAUCUGCAUGUUAUAUUUCAUCUUGUUUUCAAACUAGUGUAAUUUCAAUUUAAGUAGUUAGUUAAUUAGUUAGUUAGUUUUAUUUCUAUGUAUAAGUAUGUAUGUGUGUGUAUAUGUGUAUUGAUAUAUACUUUCUUGUAAAAUACUCUUCAGAAAUUGGAGGUAACAAAGAUUUUAAACUGACUGACUGACUGACUGACUGGCUGGCUGGCUGGCUGGCUGGCUGACUGGCUGACUGACUGACUGACUGUUCUUGACGCCGAGGACAAGGUUUUUGACCCUGGGGAGAAGGUUUCUGACCCUGAGGACAAGGUUCCUGACGCUGAGGACAAGGUUCCUGACGCUGAGGACAGGGUUCCUGACCCUGAGGACAAGGUUCCUGACGCUGAGGACAAUGUUCCGGACGCUGAUAAAGAUAAAGAACACGAAUAA
This is a messenger RNA of Paramuricea clavata, 1684 nucleotides long. Lineage: Eukaryota; Metazoa; Cnidaria; Anthozoa; Malacalcyonacea; Plexauridae. The record is from the annotation of a GenBank genome assembly.